CAGUUGAGCUUUUGCGCACGCGUGGUUGCCCGUCAAGCAAAGGAACUCUGGGGUGUGUAGGGCACAGUCGAUAGAAAUUAAGGUUUUAAAAGAGACAAAGAAGAAAGUUGUAAAAGUCAACUAAGUAGAAGAGAGUGUUACAGGGAAGUAAUGGACCAACUGGAGUGGCCUAACGAAGAGGUGGGACUGGAAGAGACGCAGUGUCACCAUGACAACAGUGACAGGACCAAUAACAAUAAUCGUGGCAAGACGGUGAGUCCGGCUGCAGGAGAACACCCUCUUCAGUACAAUUACACAUUCUGGUACAGCAGAAGAACCCCGAGUCGUCCUGCAAGCUCACAAAGUUACGAGCAAAACAUUCGACAGAUUGGCACUGUGGCAUCGGUUGAACAGUUCUGGAUGUUCUAUAGUCAUCUGGUCCAUCCAGGGGACCUGAGUGGACAUAGUGACUUCCACCUGUUUAAGGAGGGAAUCAAGCCCAUGUGGGAGGAUGAGUGUAACCGCAGUGGGGGAAAGUGGAUCAUUCGACUUCGCAAAGGGUUAGCAAGCCGAUUUUGGGAAAACAUCAUUUUGGCCAUGUUGGGGGAGCAGUUCAUGGUGGGGGACGAAAUUUGUGGCGCUGUCGUGUCAAUACGCUUCCAGGAGGACAUUCUUUCCAUCUGGAAUCGGACGUCCAACGAUCAAACGACAACGGCCAGAAUUCGAGAUACUUUAAGACGAGUCUUAAACCUUCCUACCAAUACAAUUAUGGAGUACAAGACCCACAACGACAGCCUCAGGGACAACUCCAGCUUUAGGAAUACAAAAAUUUCCCUCUGAUGGUUGUGUCAGCUGACUUCAUUCAGGAUGCCAUCAAACUGCUCCCUUCAGUUGUUUUUUUUCUGGAUUCUGGAGUUACUGCUGUGUGUGUGUGUGUGUGUGUGUGUGUGUGUGUGUGUGUGUGUGUGUGUGUGUGUGUGUGUGUGCGCGCGCGCGUGUGUGCGUUCAAUGGACCAAUUAAACCCGGUUGACGUCAUUAAACAGAUUUUGUUAAUUUUCCCAUUGCUGAUCAAAAAGAGGCAGAGACCUGGAGGUGAUGUUCCAUAGCAUUAUAAACUACUUUGAGCAACAUGUAAUGGCACUUUGUUAGCAGAGAAGCAUCCAACUGGAACCAAACUUUCUGUCCUGGAGUCCCUCAUGAUUGGAGUUUUCCUUACGCCACAAUAAGAUACGGGUGAUUGAGGUUCAUUUUGGGGAAGACUGACGGUGUUAGAGAAACCUGUAUGUGGUUGUUUGAGACUAGGGGUCUGCAAACUUUACUGUCAAAAGAAACAUUUUUCCACCUCUUCCAUGAAUGAAAAUAGCAAUGAGCUACAAAACCUUAACACAACUUAUAAACUUUUAAAAGUUUUCAUCGUUUUCAUUUUUUAUUUUACAGGACAAGAAAUUUGUCCAACUCUUGUUGUUUUUGUAUUUUCAUUUUUGGCAAGUAUUCAUUGUUGGCAAGCUGUUUUACUUGCCUUCCUUGUGCCUGAGGACUCAGUCGGAAGGGUUGUUAUAUAAGUAAACUUUGAUUGAUUGAAAUUAUAGGACUCUUUUUAAAAAUGCAAACUGUUCUCACUCUUGUGUUUAAAAAAAUCUGAGGGAUCACAACAUAGAGGCAGAAGAGCCACAUGCGGCUUUAGAGCUGCGGUUUGCAGACCCCUGUUUUAGCGAAAUGUCUUGCCAAUGACUUUUAGCUGGUUGCUGACUUUUUAUGUCCCACGUCUCCUGCUCUUCCCCUGUAUCUGUUAUCAAUCAUACAUACAUGUCUCAUUGCUGUCUAGCAAUUUGAAGAGGCUUGAGUGCCUGCCUCAUGAAAUUAACUUAAAAAAAUAAUGCACAAAGAA
Messenger RNA from Nerophis ophidion (straightnose pipefish), 1868 nucleotides. RefSeq names its product eukaryotic translation initiation factor 4E family member 2 related sequence 1 (gene eif4e2rs1). Gene Ontology annotation, molecular function: translation initiation factor activity; RNA 7-methylguanosine cap binding. The coding region runs from base 151 to 819 and encodes 222 amino acids. The record is from RefSeq and is a predicted model, not a curated record. Gene Ontology annotation, biological process: translational initiation. The transcript has 7 exons. Lineage: Eukaryota; Metazoa; Chordata; Actinopteri; Syngnathiformes; Syngnathidae. Gene Ontology annotation, cellular component: cytoplasm; eukaryotic translation initiation factor 4F complex.